This is a messenger RNA of Sphaeroforma arctica JP610, 308 nucleotides long. RefSeq lists its product as hypothetical. The transcript has a single exon. Lineage: Eukaryota; Ichthyosporea; Ichthyophonida. Bases 1 to 210 code for a protein of 69 amino acids. The record is from RefSeq and is a predicted model, not a curated record.
AUGAUAGGCGCGGAGGACAUUCGUGAGAAGUACUUGUUGGCGUGCUACCAGCAUCAAUUCGACGCGGAGUCUGUCUCCGGCUUCCGUAACAAGCAUCUCAUGCACGGUGCCUACAUCAACGAGAAGAAUGGCGGGGCGCAUCUGUACUAUCUGGAGCAGUUAGUAGGCAGGGAUGCGCAGUUCAGUGUGACAGGUAGGAGGUUUGAUUAGGGGGUUGGUUGUAUAUGUAAUGUUUCAUAUACGUAGCUUAUGUACUAUCUGGAGCAGUUAAUAGGCAAGGAUGUGCAGUUCAGUGAGACAGGUAGGGG